GAUCCUCAGCUAGGAGCGAAAUACUAACUCGUUGCCUGGCUGACGACUACUCAUCAGAGUCACGUUAUAAGGAAAUCCUUCGGGGUAGCUUACCAAGUCUAGGUUCCUUGCUAGUCAGCUCAAUGAAUUUAAUACCCUGUUGGGAAUUCGGAGUUCCUAGCUGAGGGGAGCUCGGAGCCUUGCUGACAUAGCUAACUUUCGUUUUGCUUAUACAUAUGAGGUGAGAGCUUUGAAUAGUUUACUGUGUCGGCCCUUUCCUCUCCAACUCACCAAUACACUCUUGGUAGAAGAGUCACUCGCUACGUGCGGAGGGACGGACGUUCGCUACGAAGACAUUUGUUGAAAUUCGGAGGGUUCACUAGGCAUUGAAGCUAUUUCGGUCACGAUGGUUUUAGCACGACACUUUGGGGCCUUGUCGGCCUUUGCCCUUGCUUCACUUGUAAGGGCUUCGUACAAUGACACGUACCCUGCGGACUGGUGGCCACAUCAUUCUAAGAGUGAAUGCGCGCCAGAAACUGUUACCAAGACCAAAAUCGAGACCGAGACUUGCUACGAAACCGAAACUACGACAGUUUAUGGUGUUACCACCGUUUUCGCUACAUAUAGUUACGGAUAUACAGUAACGGACAAGGAAACUCUUACCUAUAAGUCAACAGUGACUGAUGAAGAGACUACAACCGUUAGCUAUGAAUCGACAGUGACGGAUAAUAAUACCAUCACCGAUGUAGAAACUACAACCACGACUGCUACUUACACGUCAUUGGUUCCUACUGUUACUACAGAAACACUCACUUUCACGACAGAGAUUCCGACCACAGUUAUUUCCGGCACUACCUACUCUAUGACCCAAUAUAGCACGUCGGUUUAUACUACGGUAUCAACAUACACAACAAGUGUCCUAAUAACUCUAACUGAUGUGGUGACGACAACCGACGUGUCGAUCUCAGCUUCACCAACUACGGACACUGCCACCGUGACAGCGACGGAGGAGACUACGUCGGUUGUGACUCUCAUCUCAACUAGUACAUUCCUGACAGUUUCGGAGAUCACACUCACUGACUCGGUAGUGAGCACUACGUCGUUCACUACGACACAGGUUCUUACCACCGUCGUAUCAGCCACGGUUACGGCCCCUCCAAUUUCUAUCACUCAGCCACCGGUCACUGUUACUCAACCUCCUGUUACCGUGACGGAGUCGUCGUACAUCACAGAUGUGCAAACAUGCACUAUCACCUUAGAAGAAAGCGUCAGCCCACAACCUCUCGAUGUUCUCUCUAACUUAACUUGGGGCUGCGGCCCCGGAACUAUUUGCGCUCCCCCGAAGCCGGAAGGCUGCAAUGUCUGGGCCAAUCCUCCCGAUGCGACGUAUGUUUGCCCAAGCGUGACACACUGUGUCGCGGCUCCGUACUAUUUGUUUAUUCAAUGGCCGGAGUCCCAAACGGGCUACUAUCCACCUACAGAACCCUAUUUCAACCUUGCGCCACCUGCUUUUGGACUAAGCUAUGACAUAUUCGAGAUUGACUAUGUAGAAACCACUAUAACGACGGAUGGCAUAACCUACGUCACCUCCACUGGAACCGGAAAUUGGGGAUCACAGCCAGGCCUUACGGCACCCUAUCCAGCGUCUACCCCGGCGAUAGCUAAAAAGUACCUCCCAUACCAUCCUAUUCAUAAGCGUGCGACUACGCCGUCGACUUGCUACUCCAUUUGCAAUCAAGCCCAGUUGGAAGGCCAAAGAGUCGGCAAAGACGGGAAAGUACUCUGCGCAGAGGGCUCCUUAUUUCGGACUUACGCCCAGAAUUGUCGCGAAUGUGUCACCAACCACCAGAAUUGGGACGACGCGAGUAAUGGCUAUUUGAAAGGACAAUUAUCUCAAUGGAUUGAUUUCUGCAACGCUACGGACCCUACCAACCCUAUAUUUACGUCACCCGAGGGCGAAGUUUCAACUACGGCUGGAGGUUCGACGGGUACUGGAGCUCCGCCAGCCACCAGCACUGGUGUAAUUCCUAUCACACCGACAUCCACAUCAUCCGCGUCACCCACAUCUUCAGCUUCGUUAACUUCGGCCUCUUCAACUACUUCUGAAAGUGCGUCUUCUGCGUCUUCUGCUUCGUCAACUUCUUCUAGCUUUUCUAGUUUCUCUAGUUCUUCUAGCUUCUCUAGUUUUUCUAGUUUUUCUAGUCCUUCCAGUUCUUCGGAAGGGAGUACAUCGACCGAGGCUUCGAGCACUGGUAGCAGCAGUAGCGCUAGCAGCACCAGUACCGGCGGCACUACAAUUUCUAGCAGCAGUAGUAGUAGUGCCGAGACCAGCGGUAGUACCAGUAUCGGUACCAGUACCAGCGGGGGCGGUAGCGGGGGUGAGACUAGCAAUAGCAGCAGCGGAGAAUCUUUCUCAACUUCGGUGCCUAACACAUCUUCACCAGCAAGCAGCGGCGCCGCCUCGUCAACGAGCACGCCGCCUGCUACGGUUCCGGGCAGUACGUCGGCGCCGAGCACGGUACCUACUGGCGGGGCCUAUGCGAUUCAGAACGGUCGAAUCGCCCUUAGCUCCAUAUUCGGAUUUAUCUCAUUUUUGAUCCUCAUCUAAUGCGCUUAGAGACCCAUAAUGCUUGAUUUUGAAACCUCGGAAUAUAUAUACGCAUAUUCAAUUCGAAUCCUUCCCUCAGACCAUUUAUAAUUCUUGGCUCGGACAUUGCAUUGAUCUGGUGGUUAUACGGUGGGCGGCAUGGGCGUGGACGGGCACAUUCAUUCCUUUUUAUACCAACCACAACGAUGAAAGUGCUUGAGGAAAAAAGCAUAUUUAUUUGAUACCCCGGGGACGUUACACUCCUUACUAUGACGAAAAGACCC
This is a messenger RNA of Hypoxylon trugodes, 2850 nucleotides long. RefSeq lists its product as uncharacterized. The transcript has 2 exons. Lineage: Eukaryota; Fungi; Ascomycota; Sordariomycetes; Xylariales; Hypoxylaceae. Bases 386 to 2587 code for a protein of 733 amino acids. The record is from RefSeq and is a predicted model, not a curated record.